Molecule: messenger RNA, 366 nt
Organism: Paramuricea clavata
Lineage: Eukaryota; Metazoa; Cnidaria; Anthozoa; Malacalcyonacea; Plexauridae
Source: the annotation of a GenBank genome assembly
AUGGUAGAUACAGCUAGAAAGGCAUUUCCGGGAAAAAAGAUCAUUAUUUCGAGUGUUACUCCACGAGAUGAUGAUUUCGAUGAAGACAUUCGGGCAAUAAACCGAGCAAUCCAAAGCGAAAUUUUAAAUUUCAAUGAUGUAAUUUACGCGAACAAUGAUAACCUACGAGACAGAGCCCUGUAUUUUGACCGUAAGCACUUAAAUAGAAGUCGGGGUGUUCGUAAGUUUGCAGCGAACAUAAAAAGAGCAAUUAGAAUGGCAAGCGGCGUUGUGGACAACAAGCCACGCUACCCAUCCUAUCAUAGUGGUGAUCCGCAUCCGAUCCGACGUGACGAUCGUGCUCCAUACCCUCACCCUCGUUAUUAA